AUGGGCCCAGAGAGAUUUACAUAUAAUAGAGCAAGCCUUCAAGCUGCUUUUGUCAAGGAAAUGGAACGAGAGGGAUGGUUGGGGUUGAUCGCCAUACGUUAUAACGACGUACGCGAUGGAACUACUUCAUCAGCCAUGGUUCUUGAACAGUAUCGAGCUGCAUGGGAAGGGAAGGGCAUGCUUCAAGAAAACAGUCUCUAUAUUGACUCGUUUUCCCCCAAGCAGGAUCGCAAGCGGCAUGCGAGAGAUGUCGGAUUCACAGCUUGGUAG
Clonostachys rhizophaga is the source of this 270-nucleotide messenger RNA. Lineage: Eukaryota; Fungi; Ascomycota; Sordariomycetes; Hypocreales; Bionectriaceae. The record is from the annotation of a GenBank genome assembly.